This is a messenger RNA of Vitis vinifera (wine grape), 1215 nucleotides long. RefSeq lists its product as uncharacterized. Lineage: Eukaryota; Viridiplantae; Streptophyta; Magnoliopsida; Vitales; Vitaceae. The record is from RefSeq and is a predicted model, not a curated record. The transcript has 4 exons. The coding region runs from base 21 to 932 and encodes 303 amino acids.
GUAAUUCUAAAUAUAAAUAAAUGAGUAAAAAAGACGAGUCAGAGCUUUCUGGAAACAAGGCCGUAGGAGAGAGAAAGAGGGAAUCGAGGAGAGAGAAAGAGGCAGAAUUCGACCACAGAAGCACAAGAAGAAGAAGAGGAAGAAGAAGAAGAGACGAGCAGGGUGAGAUGGAUUUGGAGACGGAGAAUAGAAUAGCUGCAAUUCUUAUGAAGGAAGCUGCAGAAUUGCGACGACAAGCUGAGAAGGAAGGUGUGCAUGUUUAUCUCCAGAAACCCCAAGUUAGGGGUCGACCCAAUUCCCGUUUUCUCACUGCAACUGUUCUAGGUGUGCAACAAGCAAAUCGAGCUGUGGAAGUAAAUGAGAUGUGGCGAGUCAGGCAGAAAGAGCUGGAGCUGGAUGAUCGGCUUAAAGGAAGAUUAAGGGAUGAAGGCAGCAGUAGGAGCCAUAGAGACUAUAGUAAUUCUUCUACAAGUGCAAAUAAGAGGCAUGCUAGUGAUUUAUGUUCAUCAAGCAAAAGAGUAUUAGAAGAUGGCAGCUGUUCAAAGGAAGAGGAAAGUUUGAGAGAUGAUGAGGUCGAAGAGUUUCUAAACUCAAGGGUCAAGCGUGGCAGAGGUGCUGUAGGAUCUAGGAUGGAUGAAGCAGGUCCUUACCUUCCUCACUGUUCACACUCCAAGGACAGGCUGUUAACUAACCCUGAUUUAAGGGUUAGGGAAGAGUGGGAACAUCGCGUUGUUCUUGGUCCAGAGAAGCCUUCUUCACUGGAAUUAAGUGAAUCUUCUGAAGACAAGCUUCAUUGGGAUAGGAGGAAGAAGGAGAAGAAAGUUCGCUCAGGGAGUUCAAACAAGCAGCAUUCUAGGAAGCAUGGAUCAAAAGAGAAAUCGAGGGAUAAGAAAAAGAAGAAAUCUGAAAAAAGAAGUAAACAUCGCAAGUGAUGUUUUGUAUUCUUCUAUUGUUCUAGAGGAUCACAAGUCAUCAAUGCUGGUCUGAAACAUAGUAGUUUGUACAAUUGACACCAAAUAAUUGGUUGUUCCAGCUUCUACAAUUGAGAACAGAUUAGAGGCAGUUACUACAUAUGUUUAACUUAUAUUUAUAUCUCAAGACCUAGGAACUAAGGAAGAUUCCCUCGGAGCAGGUGCAUGUAAUCAGUGAUAAAAGUGGUCAAGAUUUGAACAAAAAUCUCCAAUGAAGCUCCAAUUAAUGCUGCUUUUGGGUUUC